This is a messenger RNA of Beauveria bassiana ARSEF 2860, 2886 nucleotides long. RefSeq names its product glycoside hydrolase family 31. Gene Ontology annotation, cellular component: glucosidase II complex. The record is from RefSeq and is a predicted model, not a curated record. Gene Ontology annotation, molecular function: carbohydrate binding; alpha-glucosidase activity. Gene Ontology annotation, biological process: carbohydrate metabolic process; N-glycan processing. NCBI's taxonomy places the organism in Eukaryota, Fungi, Ascomycota, Sordariomycetes, Hypocreales, Cordycipitaceae. Bases 1 to 2886 code for a protein of 961 amino acids. The transcript is spliced from 2 exons.
AUGGUGCUGCGCUCGCAAUGGACUGCGCUGCUCAUUGCCUUCGGCAUUCUAAUGUGCCUUGUGAUGCCUGGAGCAUCUGUCAAGGAACACGACUUCAAGAAAUGCGACCAAUCGGGCUUCUGCAAGCGUAACCGAGCAUAUGCCGACAAAGCCACUACCGAAGGUUCACGGUGGCAGUCGCCCUACACAGUCCAGCCUUCUUCCGUAUCGUUCAAGGAUGGCCAGCUCCAUGCUGUCAUUCACAAGACCAUCAAUGCCAAUGGCGACACCGUCAACCUCCCGAUUACAGUCUCAUUUCUCAAGUCUGGGAAUGCCCGCGUAACGGUCGACGAAGAACGACGACAGAAGCAGGACAUUGAGCUGCGCCACGAUAGUAAAGUCAGAAAGGAGAGAUACAAUGAAGCUGAAAAGUGGGUUCUUGUCGGUGGCCUAGCUCUCGACAAGGAUGCCAAAGUGUCUCACCAGGACGAUGCACAAACAAACGUUCAGUACGGCAAGGAGGGCAACCUGGAAGCUGCCAUCAAGUACUCGCCCCUCGAGAUCGACUUCCGACGUGAUGGCGUAUCCCACAUCCGAUUCAAUGAUCGUGGGCUUUUCAAUGUGGAGCACUGGCGUCCCAAGAUCGAAAGGGAAGAGGGCCAAGAAGAAAAGGAUAGCGAGGACGAAUCAACUUGGUGGGACGAAACCUUUGGAGGCAACACCGACUCCAAGCCUCGGGGUCCCGAAAGCAUUGCCCUCGACAUUUCGUUUCUCGGAUACGAGCAUGUCUUUGGUAUUCCCGAGCACACUGGCUCUCUGUCACUGAAGCAGACACGUGGUGGGAGCGGCAACCACAAUGAACCCUACCGAAUGUACAACUCUGACGUGUUCGAGUAUGUCCUGGACAGCCCAAUGACCUUGUACGGAUCCAUUCCAUUCAUGCAAGCUCACAAGAAGGACUCUACUGUCGGUGUCUUCUGGCUUAAUGCUGCUGAGACCUGGGUUGACAUUGUCAAGUCCAAGGCCGCCACCAAUCCUUUGACGCUUGGAAAGACUGGCAAGACCAAUACCGAGACGCAUUGGAUCUCCGAAAGUGGGCUGAUCGAUGUCUUUGUGUUCCUUGGCCCGACCCCCCAGGAUGUGACUCGAACAUACGGCGAACUGACCGGCUAUUCUGCUAUGCCUCAAGAGUUCGCCAUUGGCUACCACCAGUGUCGAUGGAACUACAUUUCCGACGACGAUGUGAAGGAUGUUGACCGCAAGAUGGACAAGUACAAGAUCCCCUACGACGUCAUCUGGCUGGAUAUUGAGUAUCUCGAUGAUAGAAAAUACUUUACCUGGGAUCCCCAUUCGUUCGCUGACCCCACGGGCAUGGGCAAGCAGCUGGACGAUCACUCUAGACAACUUGUCAUCAUUGUCGAUCCGCAUAUCAAGAAGCUGGAAGGCUACUCCAUCUACGACGAACUCAGCUCACAGGAUUUGGCUGUCUACGACAAGGAGGGCAAACCCUACGAAGGAUGGUGCUGGCCUGGCUCUUCCAACUGGGUCGACUGCUUCAACCCCAAAGCUAUCGAGUGGUGGAAGACGCUGUACAAGUAUGAUAAAUUUGCAGGAACCGCAGAGAACACUUUUAUCUGGAACGACAUGAAUGAGCCGUCUGUUUUCAACGGCCCUGAAACAACCAUGCCCAAGGACAACAUUCACUUUGGUCAGUGGGAGCACCGUGAUAUUCAUAAUAUUAACGGGCUCACCUUCCACAACGCAACAUUUGAGGCUCUGAAGACGAGAAAGAAAGGCGAACUGCGCCGUCCUUUUGUACUGACUCGUUCAUUCUACUCCGGUUCGCAGCGUCUUGGAGCUAUGUGGACUGGUGAUAACCAAGCUACAUGGGAGCAUCUUGCUGCUUCGAUCCCCAUGGUACUGAACCAGGGUAUCUCGGGAUUCCCCUUUGCUGGCGCUGACGUUGGCGGCUUCUUUGGCAACCCUUCCAAGGAUCUCAUGGCACGCUGGUACCAGGCCGGUGCCUUUUACCCUUUCUACCGCGGACACGCCCACAUUGACUCUCGUCGCCGCGAGCCGUACUUGCUCGGGGAGCCUUACACUGGCAUUCUAACGCAGGCCUUGAGACUGCGAUAUGCCCUUCUUCCCUCUUGGUACACUGCCUUCUUCCAGGCCAACCGCGAUGGCAGCCCCAUUGUCCGCCCCAUGUACUGGACUCACCCUUCAGAGGAGGCGGGCUUUGCUAUUGACGACCAGCUGUUUGUUGGCUCGACGGGUAUCCUCGUGAAACCCAUUGUCGAGGAAAACAAGUUCUCGACUGAUAUUUGGAUUCCGGAUGAAGAAGUAUACUAUGACUACACCACCUACGAUGUAGUCAACACGCAAAAAUCCAAGCGUGUCACGAUCGCCGCUGCUAUUGACCAGAUCCCGAUGCUGAUGCGUGGUGGCCACGUGUUUGCUCGUCGCGAUAUUCCUCGACGAUCUGCUCUGGCAAUGAAGUACGACGACUACACACUCGUCGUGUCUGUAUCCAGGGACGCCACGGCCACGGGCGAGCUGUAUGCCGACGACGGCGACACGUUUGAACACGAAAAGGGUCAGUACAUCUACCGCAAAUUCAGCCUCGACAAGGACGGCAUGAGAUCGGUCGAUGCAGAGGGCCGAAGCGCCAAGUCUGUCAAGGCGGGUGCUUGGCUCAAGGAGCAGAGCCGGGUGCACAUCGACAAGAUUGUUAUUGUGGGUGCGACGGACGCGUGGAACAGGAAGGAGGCUGAGAUCGAAUCGGACGGUAAGACUUGGACGGUGCCGGUAGACUACCACGAGGCGGCCAAGGGCCGAGCUGCGUACGCGGUCGUGGGCCGCGUUGGGGCUAAGAUCAACAGCGACUGGAGCAUCAAGCUGGCAUAG